AUGGGGAGAAAUGCAAAGAAACAACAUUGGAAGAAAGAAAAAUUGUUAUAUGGUUACAUGAAGAAGAUGCAAAGGAUCAUUGGCGUACGUGCAUUUGGCCUGCUUAGAAAGAUGGUUGAAUCAAUCGUCUCGUUCUUACUGCGAAUUAUGUCGUUAUCAUUUCAACGUUAUCGAAACACCCCGUUAUGGAUUGUAAUGAUCACUUUUAUGGGAACCUUCAGGCCAGAAUCGUUGAGAAUAUGGAUUACCCAUCCCAGGAAUCGUAGAAACAUACAGUCAGAUUUGCUUAUCUUCACAUUACUUUCCGUCGUUACGAUGGGUUUGGUAACGGUAUGCCUUUUAGGUAUGCAAUACUUCGUUAUCGAAGGCAAGAAAAUUGGAAUUUCGAAGCUGUGGACCAAAAGGGCCAUAUGGUCUUUUCUCGUCAUCGUGGUGAUGGGAUAUAUCACGACAGUCUAUUUCUUGGGAAAAGAUCAGGUGUCGCCGUGGUACAGGUGGUGGAAGAGCACCGUAAAUGUCAGGCUCGUUAUGGACCCUCAACUGUUCAGGAGACCGCAUGACACCUUUCAUGGAUUCGACAACCAAACGGCAGACAAUGCUGUUUUGCAUAAUGUCAGGUAUACUGCACAUAAUGUUAGACGAUGCAAGAAAAUAGAAGUACUGGUAGAUUCGGUGUAA
This is a messenger RNA of Megachile rotundata (alfalfa leafcutting bee), 678 nucleotides long. RefSeq names its product E3 ubiquitin-protein ligase MARCHF2. Lineage: Eukaryota; Metazoa; Arthropoda; Insecta; Hymenoptera; Megachilidae. Gene Ontology annotation, biological process: protein ubiquitination. Gene Ontology annotation, molecular function: ubiquitin-protein transferase activity; zinc ion binding. The record is from RefSeq and is a predicted model, not a curated record.